Punctularia strigosozonata HHB-11173 SS5 is the source of this 2538-nucleotide messenger RNA. Its product is annotated as WD40 repeat-like protein. Bases 1 to 2538 code for a protein of 845 amino acids. NCBI's taxonomy places the organism in Eukaryota, Fungi, Basidiomycota, Agaricomycetes, Corticiales, Punctulariaceae. The record is from RefSeq and is a predicted model, not a curated record. Gene Ontology annotation, molecular function: protein binding. The transcript is spliced from 2 exons.
AUGGGAUCACUCCUAUCUGGAACCGAUCGCUUGGACGUCGUCGUGCGCCCUCUGCAUACGUCGUUUCGAGACUUCAUUCUAGAUCCCAAACGCAGCCACGAAUUUGUCGUCAAGCCAGGGAAGGAGGAGCAUCUACAAUUCGCGCGCGGGACCCUACGUCUUCUGUUGAGCGAGCAGUUGCACAUCAACAUGUGCGGACUCGAGACGUCAUAUCGUCUCAACACGUACUAUCUCGAUUUAGACGAUCGUGUACGCAAAAUGAUCACGUCGAGCUUGGUUUAUUCCACUCGCUACUGGGCUGAUCAUCUUGAGAAGACUCCAUACGGCUCUGGCCUGCUGAAAAUGGCGGAACAACUGCUGAAAGACAAGUUCCUGUUCUGGCUCGAGGUCUUGAGUCUUCUAGGAUCUGUUUCCACCUGCGCAUCGGCCCUCCUGAAGCUCAAGGAGUGGAUUCCAAAGGACACUGCGGAAGGACUGGAAACGGUCUCAAUCAUCGAGGACUUCCUCAAGUUCAUCCGGGCUUUCGGGGUAGUGAUCGGGUCUUCUGCUCCCCACAUUUAUCUCUCAGCCAUACCUUUUGCACCGACGAGGUCACAAGUGCGCCGGCUGUACGAAUCAAAGCUCCCCAGAAGAGCUACGGUGGUGUGCGCUGGAUCGUCAGAAUGGCCCGCCUUAGAAUGCACCAUGGACGGCAAUGACAACGUCCUCUGUGCGGAAUUCUCCGGCGAUGGAAAACACAUCUUAUUUGUCUCGCCGGGACUGUCAUGCUUCGAUAUACAUUUUUGGGAUGCGGCAACCGGACAGCCGGCCCGUCGACCUGUGCGCUGUGGUACAGAUGAUGAUGUCUCGUCUGCCGCCUUCUCCUCAAAGCAACACUUUAUAGUGGUGGGGUUGGAGGACGGCACGAUUCAGGUUUGGAAUGCCCCUGCAGGGCAGCAUAUCCACACGCUCAGAGGGCAUACGGAUUAUGUUCGAUCGGUCGCUUUCUCUCCUGACAGCAAAUGGAUCGUGUCGGCCUCGGGUGACAAGACGGUCUGUAUUUGGGAUAUGCAAUCUGAGAAGCUUGUCCAUCCACCACUCCAGCCUGAGGGACAUACGGACUGGGACCUUUCUGUGACUUUCUCACCUGACUCCACCUGGGUGGUCUCAGGUUCAACAGACGGAAUGGUUCGCUUAUGGGAUACCACAACGGGAACACGUGUACACGAGCUAUUGCGCAGCCAUGCACCCUUACCAUCUUUUGUCGCAUUCUCGCAGGAUGGAAAAUGUAUUGUUUCGGGUGACGAGACCGCCGUGCAGCUGUGGGAUGCCGAGUCUGGCCAGCCUAUCAGGUCCCCUCUCCGGGGCCACACUAGCAAUGUCACAGCAUUGGCGAUCUCCCCGGACAGCAAGUUCGUUGUAUACGGUUCUGGAGACGGUGUCAUUCAUCUCUGGGACACGAUAGAACAGGCCCUUUGCACAACUUUCCAUGGUCACUCUGACAGGGUGAACUCUGUGGCGUUCUCGGGAGACGGCCAGUACAUCGUCUCUGGAUCAUGGGACAGGACUGUGCGCGUGUGGAACUCCUCAACCCGACGCGCUGAGAAGGAUAUUGUCAGAAGACACGCUGGCCUGGGCGACGGUAUGGCUGUUUCACCAGAUGGGCAGCAUAUUGUCACUUGGCACAAAAAAGACAUUUGUGUGUGGGAUGUCUCGACGGGAAUGCCCGGUCAGGGGCAGCACUGGCCGGAACACACAGCCGACAUACGCUACGUUGCGUUCUUACCCGAUGGACACCGCGUCUUGUCGUGGUCAGAGGAUGGCAACGUUUGCGUGUGGGAAGUCUCCACCGGCCAACAGAUUCGUCAAUUCCAAGUUCCUACCUCGGGAUCCAGUAGGCCUUUCUCGGGAGCAAUCUCUCCGGACGGGAAGUAUAUCGCAUUGUCAAGCUCAGAAGAGAUUAUACACAUAUGGGACAUCUCCACCGGGGAGCGUUCGCAGGAACCUCUCAAAGGGAACACUGCUCUCGUCGCAUCCCUUGCAUUCUCUCCAGACGGGAAGCGCAUCGCAUCGGGCGCAUGGGACGAGAAAAUACUCCUAUGGGACGUCGAGACAGGUCAGACUGUAUGCGAACCAUUGGAGGGGCACACCUAUUCGGUAGCCUGCGUCGCCUUUUCGCCCGAUGGCGCUUCUCUCGUGUCCGGUGACGACAUGGGCGUCGUUCGAAUCUGGGACUGUGCCACGGGACAGACGAUCUGCGGUCCUUGGCGUGGCCAUGACAAUUGGGUUCGCUCCGUCGUUUUCUCGCCAAACGGACAAUACGUGGCCUCGGGUGGAGUGGAUAGUACAGUUCGCUUUUGGGACGCGGUCACUGGGGCGGCAAUCCGCGAGCCGUUUCGGGAUCACACAGGUUGGGUCACUUGUGUCGUAUUUUCACAAGACGGAAAAUGCGUCAUGUCAUGCAGCAACGACCAUACGAUCAGGUUCUGGGAUGCCUCCACGGGGCAGGCUGACGAUGUCGAGGGACUACGGGGUGCGUCACCUCAACAUUUCACUUGA